Messenger RNA from Vanrija pseudolonga, 1622 nucleotides. RefSeq lists its product as uncharacterized. Bases 25 to 774 code for a protein of 249 amino acids. The transcript is spliced from 5 exons. NCBI's taxonomy places the organism in Eukaryota, Fungi, Basidiomycota, Tremellomycetes, Trichosporonales, Trichosporonaceae. The record is from RefSeq and is a predicted model, not a curated record.
CUCUCACCCACCCACAUCACGACAAUGGCAGCAUCCGCAUCCCGCAUCGCAAUCGUAUUCGGCGCCGGCCCGGGCACCGGCGCAGCGAUAGUCCGCGCCCUGGCCCAGACCCACUCGGUGCUCCUCCUCUCGCGCUCCCUCCCCGGCUCGCUCCCGCGCCUCAAGCUCGACGACCUGCCAGCCGACAAGAUCCACGCGGCCGGCUUCGACGGCACCCCCGCCUCGCUGGACGCCGCGAUCGCCGCCGCGCGGUCCAAGUGGCCCAGCGCCAAGGUCGCGGUCGGCGUCGCGAACGCCAACUCGCCGUGGUCCCCGGGCCCGUUUUUAGACAAGACGCACGCGGAUCUCAAGGACACGCUGGAUAGCUUCAUCGCAACCUGGGACUUUGCGCAAGCCUUCAUCCGCGCCUGGCAAGCCGACUACCCCACCGCGCCUUCAGCCACAGAGUGGGGCACGCUGAUCGUCACCGGCGCGACGAUGAGCCUGCGCGGCAGCGCCAACUUCAGCGCGAUGGCGCCGGGCGCGUGGUCGCGCCGCGCGCUCACGCAGAGCCUGGCGCGCGAGUUCGGCCCCAAGGGCCUGCAUGUCGCCCACGCGAUCAUCGACGGCGUGAUCCUUACCGAGCGGACCAAGGUCAUUGCUGGCCAGCCGACCGAGGACGGCACGCGUCUCCUCCCCGAGGACAUUGCGGCGGCGUACGUCGGCCUCGUGAACCAGCGCCCGUCGGCUUGGACGGCCGAGCUUGAUCUCAGGCCGUACAAGGAGAAGUGGUAGUGGCGAGAUCGCUCCUUUGAAGGAAGGUUUGUCUUUGUCAGAAGAAACCGGGACAUGAAAUGGAAAUGCAAUGCAGAAUGCAAUCAAUACUACAACUUGAGGCUUUCGGCGCCGGCGACCCUCGCCGCAGCCUAGCCAAAGAACAACAGCCCCUUCUCCUCAAACUGUCGGUUCUUGAUGCUCGCGAGCAGCUCAGGCCCAACAGCAGCCACGAGCUCGGUCGUCAUGCGUCUGCCCGCUGGGCGGAGCCGUCUCUUGAACAUCUGCGUCGGGAUCAGCGGUGCCUCUGUGGGUCACUUACAGCGUACGGGACGAGGCCGAGCCCCGACCCCGUGUCGGUGAAGACUACGAGGCUGCCCAGCAGCUCGGCGGACAGCGUCGCGGGGUCGAGCAUGCCGGGGGGAGGGGGCGUGGGGUACUCUGCGUCGUCGUCUUCGCUCUCGUCGUCUUCACUGUCCUCGUCCUCGUCUGCCCACUCGCCCUUCUCCUCCAUGCUGACGUCGUGAGACUGCGAGGCCUCGCCACUCCCAUUCACCGCCGGCGCUGCCGCCUUGGCCGCGUUCACAGCCUCCGCGCUCAUCGCCUCGACGUCCGUAAAGCCAAUGUAGCCCUUGUGCGACUGCAGGAACGUGUCCAGCUUGCUUGUGAGAAGGUGGAACUGCUGCGUGCCGGGAUCGAGCAGGAAGCUGGGCGCAUACUCGCCCUUGUACCGCAUCUUGGCGCAGUCGGCAAUCCAGUAGCCCAUGUAGAGCCACUUCAUGCCCUCAGCCCCUGCCGCGGCCAUCUCACGCACGAGCGCAAUCUCGAACAGCGCCGACAGCUUCCCGAGCGCCGCCCACGCCCAGUCG